Corylus avellana is the source of this 2796-nucleotide messenger RNA. The record is from RefSeq and is a predicted model, not a curated record. Lineage: Eukaryota; Viridiplantae; Streptophyta; Magnoliopsida; Fagales; Betulaceae.
AUCUUUUGCAUUGGUAGGAGUGAAUCUAAAUUUAUCCAUGAAAUUGUUCAAGCGGUCUCAAGAAUGGUAAGUCAUACAUACUUAAAUGUCACCAAAUAUCCAGUUGGACUAGAGUCUCGUGUACGAGACAUUAAUGUGCUUUUAAGUAUUGGAAUGAAUGACAAACGCAUGGUAGGAAUCUUCGGAGGUGGUGGAAUUGGUAAGACAACUAUCGCCAAAGCGAUCUAUAACUCAAUUGCUUACCAAUUUGAAGAUAGUUGUUUUCUUGCAAAUGUUAGAGAAAAUUCGAAGCGAGAGUGUGGUCUAGUCCAGUUGCAAGAGACACUUCUUUCUGAUAUCCUAGGCAACUCAAGUUUGAAGAUUCGUAAUGUUGAUGGAGGAAUCAAUAUCAUAAAGGAAAGGCUUUGCAAUAAAAGGAUUCUUUUAGUUCUUGAUGAUGUGGAUGAGUUGAUCCAAUUAGAAUCAUUGUCGGGAGAACAUGAAUGGUUUGGUAUGGGAAGUAGAAUCAUUAUAACGACAAGAGAUGAGCAUUUACUAAUUAAUCCUAAAGUUGAUUUCAGAUACAAGAUGAAUGAAUUGAAUCACAAUGAAGCUUUUCAGCUCUUUAGUCAACACGCUUUCCAAAGUAACAAGCCUACUGAUGAUUUUGUAGAACUCACAAAACAUGCACUACAUUAUGCUGGGGGCCUUCCACUAGCUUUAACAGUGCUAGUGCUUAUGCAUAAGUCUCUCGUAACUAUUGAUGAGCGUAACAAAUUCGACAUGCAUGACUCACUACAAGAUAUGGGUAGAGAAAUUGUUCGUCAAGAAUCAUGCAAAGAACCUGGCAAACGCAGUAGACUGUGGUUUCAUGAAGACGUUCGUCAUGUAUUUGAAGAAAAUAUGGGAACAAACAAAAUUGAAGGUAUAUUAGUGGACUUGCCUGAGCGAGACUUGAUAUGCUUGAGUUCCAAAACCUUCGAGAAGAUGACAAGGCUGAGAUUGUUUAUAAAUCGUAAUGCACGCUUCUUUGGGAGUCCUAGAUAUCUCUCUAAUGAGUUAAGAGUGCUUGAUUGGCCUGGAUGUCCUUUAGAAUAUUUUCCAUCCAAUUUUCAUGGAAAGAAACUCGUCAUUUUAAGAAUAUCUAAUAGCCCAUUAAAGCUACCGAAGGAGAGAUUCAAGGAUUUCCAAAACAUGAGGACUAUGAAAUUCGGUCUAUGUAAAUUCCUAACAGAAAUCCCUAAUAUUUCAAGAAUCCCAAAUUUAGAAGUUUUAAGGGUUGAGAAAUGUGAGAGUUUAGUUAAGGUUCAUGACUCUGUUGGAUUACUUAAGAAGCUUUCCAUUCUGCGUAUUUCGGAAUGCAACAACCUUAUAACAUUGCCAAGAAGCCUCAAGUUGAGAUCUCUUGAAACUCUUGAACUUCUAGAUUGUGCAAGGCUUCAGAAAUUUCCUGAAAUUGAGUGUAAAAUGGAACGCUUGACAAUCCUUUUUUUAAAACGGGUAGCUAUAAAAGAACUACCUCCAUCCAUUGUAUAUUUCACUGGGCUUUCCAACUUAUAUAUCCGAGAUUGCAUAAACCCUAUUCAUCUUCCAAAUAGUCUUCAGUUGCAGCAUCUAAAUAUUCUUCGUCAGGAUCAGGAAAGGUGUUCAAAAGUUGUUAAGCUUCCAACAAAGGUGAGGGAUGAAAGAGAAUCCAUGCUCUCAGUCGUGUCAACAGAGGAAUUUGAAAUUUCAUCAAGUACAAAUUUAUUUGCAUCGCCUCCUCUAGCGAAUGCACAUAUUUUCGAUGAUGGUUGUUCCUUUAUUUUGUUUCCGGCACUGCGAUUCUUGGAUCAUGAAAGAUCUAUAGUAAAAUCAGAAUUCUUCAUGGCACUUAAUUGUUUUUCCAGUUUAGAUAAAUUAGUUCUAUCAGAGACUGAAAUUGUUAGCCUGCCUGCAUGCAUCAAAAGAUUUGUUAGAUUAAGGGCGCUUCUUGUAAGGAAUUGCAAGCAACUUAAAGAAAUUCCAGAACUUCCACCAGAUAUAGAAAAUAUAUGGGCCGAUGGAUGUGUUUCGUUGGAAAGUUUUCCAGAAUUGUCAAGCGGAUUGCGAGUGGGAAAAUGGAUUGACUUGUCUGGAUGCUAUAAAUUGGCUGAGAAUAUAGGGAAUCAGGGACCUUAUAAUGACUAUUUUGGUGGUGGAAUCUUAAUUCCGGGAAAUAAGAUACCAGCUUGGUUCAGCCAUCGUAUGGAGAAUCCAUCUGCUGGUGGUAACUCAUGUGCAAUAUAUAUUACUGGGCUCCCGUUUUUGGAUGAGAUCAAAAAAAUUGCUUUUUGUGUUGUUUUUGGACCUCUCGAGCUCUCAGGGCCAAAAUAUGGCUCGUGUAAUCUUCGUUGGACGAUCUACAGUAAAGGUAUAGAAAGUAAGCUUAUUACUAAGAGAGAUGAACAUGUAAGAGCACAAGGCUCAAAUCAUGUAUGGCUGGAGUACUUGGUUUUAGAUCCUUUUGUGUUAGAGGAGGACAAACUGCUAUUUAGGUUUAACAUAAUUUGUUAUCCAAAAAGAAAAGUAAAAGGGAUUGACAUAAGAACACAGUUCUUAGUUAAAAGCUGCGGAGUUCAUCUGAUACACGAGCACGGAGAGAAUGCAAAAGAUCAUCCAAGUUUGACCCACGUGGAUUUUUAUUUUUGUUUCGAAUCUUCUGAUGACAAAAGUGAUGAAUCUUCAACCGAAGAGGAUGAAUGUGAUGAAGAAAGUGACAUUCCAGAAUGUUCAGCUGAAGAUGAUGAUUGUGAUGAUGAGGAUGAGGAUGAUUGCAACUUGGAAUCCAGUUAUUAG